Schizosaccharomyces octosporus yFS286 is the source of this 3010-nucleotide messenger RNA. Its product is annotated as transcription factor Pap1/Caf3. Gene Ontology annotation, cellular component: RNA polymerase II transcription regulator complex. Lineage: Eukaryota; Fungi; Ascomycota; Schizosaccharomycetes; Schizosaccharomycetales; Schizosaccharomycetaceae. Gene Ontology annotation, molecular function: transcription cis-regulatory region binding; DNA-binding transcription activator activity, RNA polymerase II-specific. The transcript has a single exon. The record is from RefSeq and is a predicted model, not a curated record. Bases 796 to 2520 code for a protein of 574 amino acids.
CGUCACACCAUUACCGUAGUUGCGUAAACGGACUUUCAAAUGGUCCGGAACCUGUCUUUUGCAAUUACCCCAAUUUCAUAUUUGUUGAGAUAUUUGAAUUGAAACGCGUUCAGUUGUCAAUAAAAGCCUUUAUAAUUGUUUUCUUUCCUAAAGAAUCGGUUACGAACGGUUCAAUUAAUAAAUUUGCCCCAUAUUCGAGGAUUUUCUGGAACAUUUCUCCAGAGUUUCAGUUCUUAGGGUUGUUUUAUCACCAAACCUAUUUUGUUGUUUCAAUAGGUGCUGCGGAGUGUAGAUGUGAUUGAAUUGUACUCUUUUUGGAAUAUUUGAGUGCUGUUGCAUCCGUUUCGGCAAAAUACGUUUUUGCAUUUUAAGUGGCCGCUACAACGUCUGUCAAAAUAUUACAAAGUGCUGUACGUGGAUAGUUUACACGUUACAAAAAAGAUAGAAUUACUUUUCCUUAGUGAACCCAGUGCACCUGCAUUUCUCUUUGGAUCUAUAAUCUGAUAAUUAUCAAGUGAGUCUAUUUUGUUUGUCCACUUCCCAGGUUUUUUUUACGUCUAAAAGGAGAUAAGUUCUGUUACAGUUUCUUUUACUUCUUUUCUUUUUUCUUUUUGUUUUUUAUUUAACAUUUUCUUCCAUUUCGUUGCAUCGUUUUAGACUUCUAAUUUUGUGUUGCAUUCUUCUCUUUUAUACCGCUCUAGAUCUUCCUUCUAUAUCAUAUUCACUCAAAUCCAAGACUCUCCUUCAAUUGUUUAUUAUUAAUUGCCUAUCUAAUUUUGCUUACGAUCUUUCGUCAUGACUACUAAUACAGAAAGUUUGCCUGUUUUGUACUCCUCGCUGUAUACCAAGGAGGAGUUUCCCAGUUCUGUCGCCGCCAUUUCUGAUCAAAACGCGCCUAUGGCGAUGAACAUGUCAAAAAAGCGAGGACCCAUUGCUGAUAAAGCAAGUCUUGAACGAUCAUCGUCUGAUGAAAACCAGUCUCUUCAAGAUUUAGAUGAUGAUUUGUUAGAAGAAAAACCCAAAAAAUAUGGCCGAAAGUCUGGUGAGAAUGAACCCCAAUCGAAAAGAAAGGCUCAGAAUCGCGCUGCACAACGUGCGUUUCGCAAAAGAAAGGAAGAUCAUCUUAGGACUUUAGAAUCACAAGUGGUCACUCUUCAACAGCUCAACUCAACCACGAACAUAGAGAAUGAAGAAUUGAAAAAGAGGGUUCAGAGAUUAGAAGAGGAACUUGCGGCAAUGAGAAAAGGUCCUUUUACUUUUGAAAUGAGUAUGCCACAUCGUGAUCCUGCUUAUCUCUCUACCCCUAACAACGUUUAUGCUCCUCCCGCUGGCGAUCAGUAUGACAGUGUCCCAUAUGAUGUAACAUUGGCACACAACGAUUCAAAUUCCUCUUCAAAUCAGGAUUCGACAUCAGCAAACAGUAAUCAAUAUGGAGUUCCUGGUUUGGUAGAAUCUAAUAGUUCAAUGCGAGGCACCUUAUCUCCGGAAACUCCAAUUUCUGUCGAUUCUCCUCAACAGCAGCUGCAGAGGCCUGACCAUAAACGGGAUUCUCUUUCUCUGUCACCAUACCAAGAUGAUUUUUUCGUUCAUCGCAAUGCUUCUAUGGAUGGAAAGCAAUUUUGUCAAAAGUUGUCUUCAGCAUGCGGUUCCAUUGCUUGUUCUAUGUUAACUAGAAAUACGCCUCACCGUGCAAGCGUCGAUAUUCUUGGCGAUGUGGGUCAAAAAGACGAUUCCGUGAAUUAUAUUGAAUCUUCAACCGAACCGAAAGGUUUUGAUACAGAGAAACCACCCUUGAAGCCGUUCUCCAAAUCUUGGUAUCCUGAUGAAACAUUGAAACAGGAGGCACCGAAAUCUAUGGCGGGACUAACUGGUACUGAUUUACCUGAUUAUGACGCUAUUUUUGAACCGAAUCCCAACAUUAUUAAUACUGGAAAUUAUGAAGGAGGUGACGCUGUGUCUGAUUUAUUCUCUACUUGGAGAGAACCUACUGAAAAUUUGGAUAAAGAUUAUUUCAACGACGAUGGUGAUACCGAUAACAUGUUUCGAACGUACUUUAGGGAUGUUGACGAGGACCAAAACGAUGAUUUCUCAAUUUUUGGUAUUGGUGAUAAUGCGCCUAGUUCUUUGAAUUUCUUCAAUGAACAAAAGGAAUUCGCCAAUGAAGGGGAUUAUAAGAAGGAUGUUUCAGUCGAAUUGCCGAGUGUGCAUCCUGAAUAUAGUAACGCUGAUUUAUCUAAUCUUCAUCCUUUAGCCUCUAAUGAAAGCAAGAUCGAGGGUAAACAGCCGAGUAAAUAUACUGUACAGGAUCCUCAAGCCAAGGCUGAUGAUGAAGUUAUUCCAUUCAAAGAACAGAAAUUCAUAAAGUGUCCCGAAAUAUGGUCGAAGAUAAUGAGCCAUCCAAACUUUUCACAAAUCGACAUUGACGACUUAUGUUCCAAGCUCAAGCAAAAGGCAAAAUGCUCGGCUUCUGGUGUUGUUCUCGAUCAGCAAGAGUUGGAUCAAACAUUAAAGAAGCUUUAAGGGUUUUAUCGGUGAAGAAGGUUGGAUUUUAGGAUUUUUUUAAGGUGUUGUAAGACAGGAGGCGGAUUACAUUUGUUACUAUUUUGAUAUCCUUGAGGAAAGGUAUCUGCGGUAGAGUCAUACAUAUAUACACUCCCUUUUGUUCUGUUUGAUAAUUUAUAGUAUGUAUUAAUGUUAACCAUACAAUGGAUGCGUAUCUGCUUUUAUUAAAUUUGCCUAAUUCUUAAUAAUAAUGGCUACCCUGGUGGGCCUUUUUGAAUCUUUUUUUUUAUAUAUAUUUUUUUGUAACGAAAGGGAAAGCCCAAACUUUUAAAUCAAUUAAUGAAAGGUUUGAAGUGAAGUAGUUCAAGAAGGGGGAUAAUAACAAUUGAGGAUUCAAGUAAUUCUUUAGUAUAGACAAAUUAAGGGCGAAAAGAUAUUUUGAAAUAAUGAACAAUAUACUAACGUACAAAAUAUUAAUAUCAUUAUGUUUUCUACGAGACGAAAAUCA